Messenger RNA from Pieris napi, 1820 nucleotides. RefSeq names its product ADP-ribosylation factor-like protein 6 (gene Arl6). Gene Ontology annotation, cellular component: cytoplasm; axoneme. Gene Ontology annotation, molecular function: GTP binding; GTPase activity. Lineage: Eukaryota; Metazoa; Arthropoda; Insecta; Lepidoptera; Pieridae. The transcript is spliced from 4 exons. Gene Ontology annotation, biological process: vesicle-mediated transport; intracellular protein transport; cilium assembly. The record is from RefSeq and is a predicted model, not a curated record. The coding region runs from base 207 to 776 and encodes 189 amino acids.
UGGAAUUUCGAAUACUUAAUUUUAAAUUUAUGUUAAUUAGUUUGUUCUUUAAAACACUCUUAAAGCGUUGUUAAGCGUGUUUUUAAGAUCUGUUUUUGAAAAACAUUAAGCAAGAAAUAGCUCAAAUACGAAUUUAAAUGAGCAAACCUUAGUAUUAGGUUGGAAAAACAGCGAAUAAAGACGUGCAUUGCUAGGAAAUUUACACCAUGGGUCUAAUGGAGAAACUGUCUUCGUGGCUCGGAGGGCCAGCUGCAGGCAGGGAGAUCACGAUCCUGGUACUAGGUUUGGACCACAGCGGGAAGACGUCCCUCCUUAACGCCUUACGUCCACCUGACCGGAGAGUCACCUCGGAGCCGACACUCGCGCCCAGACAGGACAACUUUACGUUUGGCGGAUUAUCAGUGGUGGCGGUGGAAGCGGGUGGAGCUCGGCGAGUGCGGGCGCUGUGGGAACGCCAGUACGCAGCGGCGAGUGGAGUGCUGUGGGUGGUGGAUGCGGCUGACGCUCUCCGACUUGCGGUUGCCCGCGAUGAGAUGCAGCUCAUGCUGGAGCACCCGGCUAUGCGCGCGCGACGACUACCACUGCUGGUCUGUGCCAACAAGGCUGAUCUUCCGCACGCCCUGCCACCCGCCCAAGUCGCUGCCGCACUUGGUCUGGAGCGCGUGACAGAUAAACCAUGGCACGUGUGUGCCACAAGCGCGGUGUCCGGCGCGGGUCUCACCGACGGCCUCGCCUGGCUGACCCGCCAACUCAGAGACCUCCACACGGACCACUGAAACCUGCGAUCUCAGUCAUCACUCUGAAAAAGAAGUCUUGUUUAACAGAAAAAUAUUUUUUGUUAUAUUUUUCAACUACAACUCAUUUCUCAUAAUUAAGAACUUUAUAGUAUACCUAACCUCGAUUUGAUAUCAUUUCCUUGAGAUCAAAGUAGCAUUCUCCUUAAGAAAAACAUUGAGAAGUCAUAUUUUAUUAAUUACAGCGAAAGGUUUCAUAUAUAGAUAUAUAAAUAAAGGUUUCAUAAACAUUAUAACUAAUAUAUAUAUAAAUAAAAAUAAAUUAAAUGUUUACAGUUUUCUAGUCUGUUCUGUUAUAUUCGUUUUUGUUAUUAGAUUUUUCGCUUAUUCCAAAAUAUACCAUUAAAAUAAUGUUUUAUUUUAUUAAAUGAGCAAGGAAACCGACCCUAAUUAUUAGUAUCUAUAACCGUACCUACAAAAAAUUAUCUAAAAAAAACCCUCAGAUUUUUUUUAUUUAUACGUAAAAUAUGCUUGUACAUUAGUAAAUUCAUUAAUAUUUGGAUCAAUAGUUUUUUUUAACUUUGUAGUUUGUUGUUAGAAAAACUAAAAAUAAAUACGUCAUCGUUCUGAAUUUAGCUUUUGACAAUUUGCCAACUCACAAACAUUAAUUCUUUUCUAGACAUUGCUUAUUCCUAUAAUUUUUUUACUAUGAUUGUUAUUAUAUUUAUAAAAUGAUUUUAAUAUAACUUCUAUUUAGUUUUUAUGAAUUUUAGAUAUAACAUAUGUAAUAUUAUUUUUGUGUGUUUGAUCUUACUCUCUUUGAGUACCACCACCUUAUAAAUCGAUCCCUUGCUACUUUUUGUCAUUACUCCAACAAAAUAUUUUAUGUAAACAUUGGUACUUUUAGUAAAAUUUUGGAAAUUUAACACAAUUCUUCACGUUUCGUCUAAAUCUAUGACUAUUCGCUGAGAGAAUCCGUUUCAGCUGAAUCUGAUAAUCCUUCUGCUAAGCUAGGAAUAUCAAUAUUGUAACUAUAUACCCCGAUGAUAUUGCAGGAAUAAGAAAUAAAGUUUCGCUAAAACAUAA